AUGAAUUGCUAUUGGAACAUCACAGCACCUCCUGGAAAACAAGUAGUAGUCAGAAUUGAUCAUCUGGAAAUGGAGUUCAACCCAAGUUGCUACUACGACUACCUGGCAAUAUUUGAUGGAAUUGGUGAAAAAGGAAGAAAACUUGCUCAAUUGUGUGGACAUUUAGCAAAUGACACUUUACCAGUUUUGAAAUCAUCUAAAAACACAAUGACUAUACACAUGAGGACUGAUCAUGGGGUUCAACUUAGUGGAUUUAUUGCUCAUGUUUUAUUUGUCGCAGGAGAGUCUCAAGGUUGUGGUGGUCUACUGAACAUAACAGACACAAAUCAGCAGUUUAUGCUAAAUCCUGGUACUCUGAUGAACUCCGAAGGAUAUUUAAAUAAUCUAGACUGCCACUGGUCGUUGAAUACAACGUUGGGCAAAAAUAUUAAAUUAGAAUUUCAGGAUUUCCAUUUGGCACCAUGUGUUAACCACACCAAUAAGGAUGCUGAGUAUAAAUGUAACUGCGACUACUUGGAGGUUCGUGAUGGUAGCACAGGAUUUGCACAACUUAUAGGAAGAUACUGUGGUCACAUGCUACCCGAUAUUGUCAUAUCAUCCACGAAUGCUUUGUGGAUACGAUUUGUGUCAGAUGGGGAACAUACCAGUUCAGGAUUUAAUGCUACCAUAAAAUCUAUACCAUCUUUGUGUGGUAAGAACGUCCUCGACGUUACCAAGUCGAGACAGAUCCUGACUGCUCCAGGUUUCCCGACAAAGUAUCCUCCUUCCUUAAGGUGCACCUGGUUGUUGACUGCGCCUACAGGUACCAGGAUAGACGUCCAUGUGGCGACUUGCGAUUUGCAAGAACCCGAUGCUGAUGGUGUGUGCAGUCGAGACGUUUUGGAGAUAUCUGAUAAACAGCAUUCUCAGUUUAUAUCAGAAGGCUUGGGGAAUGAUUUUGUUUUUGGAAAGGCUCCGAAAGAUAAUAGACCAUACGCGUUUGGAGGCAUGCCAAUAACUCGCCAUUUCUUAUGUGGCUCUUCGAAGCCUUUUGAUUAUUAUUCUGGAGAAAACGAAAUGGUCAUCAGCUUCAAAUCAGACAGUUCCAUCGAGAAGACUGGUUUUAAAUUGGAAUACUCAAUAGCAACUUGCACCAGAAACUUCUCCCACACCCAAGGACGUAUAAUGUACGACAAUGUCAAAGACGAUUGCACUAUUGUAGUCUCGGCUCCUGAAAAUAACACCUUAUCUCUGUACUUUAAUGCUCUAUUUAUGUACAGCAUGGACGAAAGUUGUGAAGACACCUAUUUGGAGAUUUACGAUGGUGAAGUCUCGACUUCCUUAAAAGUUGCAAGACUUUGUGGGUACGAAACUCCUGAUCCUAUUUUCUCAAAUUCGACGCAACUGAUUUUGAAGUCUCAUACUAAAAUGGACUAUGGCAGCUAUAAUUUUGAUAUCAUAUAUACUAGCACCGACCAAGGAAGAGGUUGUGGAGGAACCUUGUUCAACUAUGCAGGUCUCUUCUCGAGCCCCUUGUAUCCACAAAUUUACCGAAAGGCUGGUACUUGCACAUGGGACGUAUCAGUACCCAAUGGACUGGUUGUACUACUUAAAUUCUCAAUUUUCGACAUGGGUUCCUCGAGUACUUGUGCCAACGACUUCUUGGAAAUUGUAGAAAAGGAUCCUUUGUCAGGAACUGAUAAAACUGUUACCAGAUAUUGUGGAGGCUUAGUCGAAUUAAGCAUGUUUAUGAUCAAUAAUGAAAGUCGAAAACAAUGGUGGACUGGUUUGUCCUGGUGUGAUAUUACUCCAAUACAUCUUGAUCAACCUGCAGUGUACACGUCUUCCAGUAAUAACCUGAUGGUUCGUUACACAACAACCAUCAACAAUGGUGGAACUGGAUGGUUGGCUAAUUUUGUAGGCACUGCUGGUGCUAAACCUUAUGGUUGGUGA
Ctenocephalides felis (cat flea) is the source of this 1932-nucleotide messenger RNA. Its product is annotated as cubilin homolog. Lineage: Eukaryota; Metazoa; Arthropoda; Insecta; Siphonaptera; Pulicidae. The transcript is spliced from 14 exons. The coding region runs from base 1 to 1932 and encodes 643 amino acids. The record is from RefSeq and is a predicted model, not a curated record.